Mizuhopecten yessoensis (Yesso scallop) is the source of this 3289-nucleotide messenger RNA. RefSeq lists its product as uncharacterized. NCBI's taxonomy places the organism in Eukaryota, Metazoa, Mollusca, Bivalvia, Pectinida, Pectinidae. The record is from RefSeq and is a predicted model, not a curated record. The coding region runs from base 183 to 2972 and encodes 929 amino acids. The transcript is spliced from 4 exons. Gene Ontology annotation, molecular function: oxidoreductase activity.
GUCUCAACCCUAAAGAAAACGCUGCCUUCUUGUUCACACUUUGGGAUUUACAGAGUGACAUGUUGAGCCGGACAUCAUAAAUUAUGACUCUCGUGGAUUUAAUGACCACGUGAUUUCGGAAUGAAACGAGUGAAAAGGAUUUGAUACUUAGAGUGAUUUUAUUUUCGAGGUGUGUAUAUAAGAUGUGGUCCAGACGAUGUGUGCUUCUCAUCUUCUCAACCUUCUUGUCGUUAGGGGUUACUCUGAUAGAAGAAAUCCGACUUCCGGAUGAGUUUUCGGAAUGUAUUGAACGACAUACUGCUAAAAGCAAUGCCAGUGCCACAACAUCCGAAUCCAUUGACAACUUCUGCAUAAACCGGCAUCGGAUGAACUUGGCCAGACCAUAUUUAACGCAAGCGAACGUUUCCAAGGACAUGACCAGUUGGAUUGACGAACUUCUUCGCAUGUCAUCAGUGGAAACGUAUGAACAUGAUCAGGCAAUGAUUAGGAACAAGCGUCAAGCGAUUGGGGUUCCAAACUUUCGAGCAGGGGUCCAAACGACAUUCCAAAAUAUUCAGCAACAACCUAUUACAGGACAAAAUAUACCGGUAGGACAGUUCAAUCAACAGCAAAGCAUCCCACAGGGGUUCCAAUCUAUAUCACAGGGCACUUUUCAGACUAUUCCGCAACAGCAAACUCCACGGGGUGAUCCGAUAGCAUUGCAACAACAGCAAAUCAAUCCUCUUGACCAAACCAUCCAGCAACAAAAUAAUCCUGUCCAAUCUGUCCAGCAACAAAACGUUCCCGCGCAAGAUUUUCAGCCACAAAACAUUCCUGCUCAAAGUUUAUCUCAACAGAAUGUUCAAACUUCCCAGGCGGGCAAACCUGUCACUCAAGGUUCGGUAGCUCACAUUGUCUAUCAACAAAACGUUCCAACAGGCUCAAGUUCAACACAGCAGCAACAGGUAUCUGUUCAGCAACAUCAGAUGCAGCAGCAGCAGCCACCGCCGCCGCCGCCGCCGCCGCAGCAGCAGCAGCAACAACAACAACAACAACAACAACAGCAACAACAACAGCAGCAACAACAACAGCAGCAGCAGCAACAGCAGCAGCAACAACAAGCGACGGCAACACAAACCUUCCCGUCCCAGGCACAGCCACUACCGGCCCGGGCUCCCCCCGUUGUUAGACCAACACUGCGCAUACGAAAGGAGUAUCGCAGACUAACAGAACAGGAGAGGAACGACUUUCAUCGGGCUGUACAGAUGCUUAAGGCAGACACUUCAAUCAGCCCUAACAGGUACGACGCUCUGGCAUUGGUUCAUUUCCGGCUCGUUAACAACAUUCACCAUGGCAGUGGUUUCCUUCCCUGGCAUAGGGUCUUCAUAACCAUAUUCGAGAAUGCACUGCGACAAAAGGUAGCGACCGUGUCCUUGCCAUACUGGGAUUCAACCUUAGACGAGGCUAUGAUGGAUCCAACCCAGUCUAUUCUUUUUUCUCCGAGGUUUGCUGGAAACGGAAAUGGUCUUGUAACGACUGGACCGUUUGCUUACUGGCAAACUCCAUCUGGACCCCUGAUUCGAAAUAUUGGCCAAGGUGGUGGUAGUUUAUUCUCGAGACAAGAAAUUAUGGCUGUUCUCUCAAGAUCACGCUUGCGUGAGAUAGAGGAACCAGAUGCAGAUAAUAUGUUCAACUUGGAGAAUUACCAUGGUGACGUGCACACAUGGCUGGGUGGGGAAAUGGAGCCCAUGGAGACGUCCGCCUUUGAUCCACUGUUCUACAUGCAUCACUGUUUCGUGGAUUAUGUUUGGGAAAUCUUCCGAACGCGACAGCGGGCCAUGGGCAUUGACCCAACCAGGGACUAUCCCGCGAAUUUCGGAUCGCAGACUCAUUCCCCUUUCUUCAGAAUGGGUUUUGGGGAUUUACAAAAUUCCUUUGGUCUUGGUGAUAUGUUCACGACACAGAUUUACACAUAUGAGCAAAACCCAUCAUGCUCCUUAGCAAGCCCUAACUGUGGAUCGUUGUACCUAAGCUGUGAUCUUUCUCAAGGUAUCGCACAGUGUAUGCCAGCGGCGACGGAAGUAAGCAAUGCCGCUCCAGUGCAGCCACCACAAGCAGGUUUUGGAGACCAAAAUCCAUUUGGAGCCACUGGGCCGAAUCAGUUUGGACCAGCGCCAAAUACAGGGAUGGGGAUUGGAGGAGGCUUUGGACCGCCAAUGCCGAUGUUUGGUCGCCGGAAGCGACAAGCGGAUAGGAAGAAUAUCGCUCAGGCCAAGAAAGUAUUGCGGGAAAAUGCGAGGAACAUGGCUGUUCAAAAAGGAACCCACACCUGUACCGGUACCUGGCUAUCGUUUUCCAGUCAGAAUACUUUCGAAGUUGAUGGUGUCAGUGAUACCCGGAACUGGGUGUUUAUUCCGGUAAAAAUCAUCAGUAAGCGUUCACCGGAACAUAGGAAAUUUCAAGCUUUCCCUAUAUUUGACGGAAGAGCAUCCCGUGAUUAUGACAUAUAUGACCCUGAAGCUUACCCAGAAAUAAGUCCAUACUUUUCAGAGCAAGUCAUGCCAUUAUCGACUAUAUGCAAUUCACGCGCCACCGAUAGGACUGUUGGAAGAGUUCAUGUUAGGUCCAAUGGACUGAAUUACCAUGGUAACUACGAGGAAUACACUGUCGUAGAUCUUCGCCAAGCGUUCUCGGAAUCGUCGACCUACAUCGCCCUGAAGGAUCCGGAAGACGACAUGUCGGAGGUAAUACUGACGGCGUACGACUCGUGUGGGCGUCGUUGUAAACCCUACUGCCGAAGUAGCGACCCAAAACGCCCGGGCUAUCACAGCUGUUCCGGAGCCUUGAGGGUCACCAAAGGCACACCCUGGAUGUACGGCAAAAAUUACGGAGACGCAGUGCGCAUGUCAUGGAAUAUACAAAGUCUUACUGAUAUUCCAGAACUAAAAGCUGAUUAUUACUUCAUCCAGUUUUACUGUGACCACACCGACUGAUGCCUGUCCUACAAAAUCAUUCUCAGACCUGUCAAUUCCUGUUGGUAUCAUAGUUUCAGUGUUAGGCAAUGGAAGGAAUUCUGAGGAUAACAAGAUAAGAUUGAUUAGGUAUGAUAUAUAGAUAUCAUAUGUUAUUUAAUUUUCAAAUUAACCUACAAAUUAUCUUAUGAACGCUGAUUUCUUGUAAAACAAUAAUUUUUACACAUUAUGUAUAUUUCAAUUAAUAGAAAUCAUUAGACCUAAUUUAACAUAGAUGCUUGACCUACAAAGAUUGAGCGGCGCUCUUGUGAAAUAUAAGCUGGAGUACUUGUAAACUG